Molecule: messenger RNA, 3327 nt
Organism: Oryzias latipes (Japanese medaka)
Lineage: Eukaryota; Metazoa; Chordata; Actinopteri; Beloniformes; Adrianichthyidae
Product: heterogeneous nuclear ribonucleoprotein Q
Molecular function (GO): RNA binding
Source: RefSeq, a predicted model, not a curated record
GAACGUGGCAGCCAUUUUACAUCAUCAACAGUGAAUGACUGAAGCCGGACAAGUGCCGGGAGUUUUACACUUUUUCUGUCUUUUAAAUAUCACAUUCAUCUUCCUCUAUAAUCAGCACUAUUCACCUUGGUGUGCCAGCGGAAGAUUUCUGGAGACAUGGCCACAGAGCAUAUUAAUGGAAAUGGUCCAGAAGAACCAAUGGACACCUCUGCUGCAGUUACCCAUUCUGAGCACUUCCAGACUUUAUUAGAAGCUGGUUUACCACAGAAAGUUGCUGAAAAACUAGAUGAAAUUUACAUAGCAGGUUUGGUUUCACACAGUGACUUAGACGACCGAGCGAUUGAGGCUCUAAAAGAAUUCAACGAGGAAGGUGCUCUCCAAGUCCUUUCACAAUUCAAGGACAGCGACCUCUCACAUGUUCAGAAUAAAAGUGCCUUUCUUUGUGGUGUGAUGAAGACGUACAGACAAAGAGAGAAACAGGGGACCAAAGUGUCAGACACCAGUAAAGGACCCGAUGAGGCCAAAAUCAAAGCUUUGCUGGAAAGAACUGGUUACACGCUUGAUGUGACAACAGGACAGAGGAAGUAUGGGGGUCCUCCACCAGAGUCUGCCCACUCAGGGGGUCAGCCCACCAUCGGCACAGAGAUAUUUGUGGGGAAAAUCCCUCGAGACCUCUUUGAGGAUGAGCUGGUUCCGCUGUUUGAGAGAGCCGGGCCCAUCUGGGACCUGCGCCUGAUGAUGGAUCCCCUCAGUGGCCUGAACAGAGGUUAUGCCUUUGUCACUUUCUGCUCUAAAGAAGCGGCGCAGCAGGCCGUCAAAUUGUGCAACAACAGUGAAAUUCGACCGGGUAAACACAUCGGCGUGUGCAUCUCUGUGGCCAAUAACAGACUGUUUGUUGGAUCCAUCCCCAAGAGCAAAACAAAAGAGCAGAUUAUUGAAGAGUUUUCAAAGGUUACAGAGGGUCUAAAUGAUGUCAUAUUGUAUCACCAGCCGGAUGACAAGAAGAAGAACCGCGGCUUUUGCUUUUUAGAGUACGAAGACCACAAGACGGCGGCUCAGGCUCGCCGCCGACUGAUGAGUGGAAAGGUGAAGGUGUGGGGGAACGUGGUCACCGUGGAAUGGGCCGAUCCCAUCGAGGACCCGGAUCCAGAGGUCAUGGCUAAGGUCAAGGUGCUGUUUGUGAGGAACUUGGCCAGCGCCGUUACAGAGGAGCUGCUGGAAAAGACCUUCAGUCAGUUUGGCAAACUGGAAAGGGUGAAAAAACUGAAAGACUAUGCCUUCAUCCACUUUGAGGAAAGAGACAGUGCUGUGAAGGCUUUAGGUGACCUCAACGGUAAAGACCUAGAGGGAGAGCACAUUGAGAUCGUCUUCGCCAAACCUCCUGACCAGAAGAGGAAAGAACGCAAAGCCCAGAGACAAGCUGCCAAAACGCAAAUGUAUGACGAAUACUAUUACUAUGGGCCCCCUCACAUGCCACCACCCACGAGAGGCCGAGGUAGAGGUGGGCGGGGCGGCUAUUCUUACCCUCACGACUUUUACGGCUAUGAAGACUAUUACGAUUUCUACGGUUAUGAUUACCACAACUACCGGGGGGGUUAUGAUGACCCAUACUAUGGCUACGAGGACUUCCAGGGGUCUGGGAGAGGACGGGGAGCCAGAGGAGUCCGCGGAGGUGCUAAUCAGACCAGAGGCCGCGGUGCUGUCACACCGAGGGGGCGGGUGGGCUUUUCCCAGAGAGGAACUCUCGGAGCAAUCAGAAGUAAACGGGGCCGAGGGCGAUCCUGACCUGUUACCGCGAAUACUGACUUGAUGUGUGGGGUUACACCAUAAGCUGCAAUGGAUGUUGAAAUGACGAGCGAGAUGAGAAGGUCCAAUGAUAUUCCAGCCUUACAGAAGACCCCUCCCCCUCCCCCAUUACUGUUUGUUUAUUUUCUAUUUCAUUUAAUAGCCCUCUUUUAUGUCCAGUUUAGAAAGAGCCACUUUAAUAUAGAACAAAAAAAGAUAAAGAUGGCCGGAUGAAUCGACUUACCCUCACUACAGCCUCUGUGCCCCGAGUGGCAGGGCUUUAUGAAAUGCCCUUACAAUCCACCCCCUCCCCUGUCCCCUGAACAUGCCAUUUAAAAAAAGAAAAAAAGAAAAUAAUUAUUGAAGAAAUUGCACUUUUUAAGUUCUUAGGUUUGAAGUGGCUCAAAUGAGCUUGAUGCUAUUGUAUAUUUUUGUGCUAAUCGCAAUUUUUAUUGUGGAAUAUCCAUGUUAUUCUGAAACGUUUGAUCUGGAUGUUGGAAAUACAACAUUUGCGGGGUUUUAGGGUGUACCCACCUGGCAUGGAUAAGUCAGGCAUUCCAGGAAAGUGGUUCUUUUCAGAACUUGUCUUUUAAAGGGUAAGUUGACUACCUCAGUACAGAGGACUAAACUACCCGGCCUGUACUGUAAAUAGGGAAACUUUAUUGAUAAAAGCAGGGCUUGUUUUUAUACAAAAUAUGCACAAGAGCUGCAGCGCAAAAAAAUACAAAAACAAACAAAAAUUAUGUACGUAAUGUAAUAUACUUCUUUUAGCUGCAGCUCUGGAGACUGCAAACAGUCGAGCUGGGCAUGCAAAACCUUCUCAUAUGAUGAGUCUGAACAAGCCCUGCUUUUAUCCCAUUCAACUGAAUUAGCCACCCUGCUUCUUCAGAGUAUGUAGUUACUGGUUGUAUAGUUUUUCUUUUUUUGGAAAAUGUUACGUCUUUGUAAAGGCUUAAACAUCACAGGCAUUCAACUGCCUUUGAUUAAAAAAAAACAGAAAAAACAACAAAAAUGAAGCCCUGCAGUGUCCCUUUUAUGCCACUGUGUUAUCUCAGUGGGUUUUGUUGUUGUUUUAAAAAAAAAACUUAUUUCAACCAGUUACAAUGAUUUGAACCAAUCUUCCAUCCUCAUCUGAAACGAUCCCUUACCAGCUUCCAUGAUUGUAGCCAUAUGAGAGGUUUCCCUGAAGGUUUACAGGACAACGGAGUUGCCAUAUUUCCCAGCGGGUGAAGCAGAUGUGCUGCAGUUGGGUGGAGGGUGUGGCUCCCACGGUGGCAGAAGGGGAUACUGCAGUGAAAUGAUUUGUAUUUCCAGGUAUCGCAUACAGGAAACUGCUCUUCAAUCCCAGUUUUCUAUACAGUUAACUCCCUCAAUAAGAACAUAACAACCACCUUUUGAAAAAAGGAAAAAAAAACAUGUUAGCAGUUUUAAACUAUUGUUGGUGGCCAACAACGUUUUUUGCAUUCCUGCAAAUAAAUUGUUUUAUACUGUAAAAUGGAGGUGAGUGUAACUUAUUUUUGUAAUAAAGUUUUUGAUUUUCCA